AUGGCUUCAAGGUGCUGUUUCUUAGUCUUCGUCUGGGUUUGGCUGCUGCCACUGGCGCUUGUGGCGGCCGAUCAGCAGGAAGGGGAAGGCUGCUUGGACAAGAGGUGCGGCAGCCUCACAGUCUCCCAUCCAUUCUGGAUCUCUGACAAUCAUGAGGGAAGAUCGUGUGGCCCCUUGGAUUUUUUGGUCAAUUGCAACAACGGCAAUCCAGUUCUCAAGAGCUAUGGAUUAAUUGGCUUUGCAAUAAUGGAUAUCUCCUACGAGAAACAGAGUAUGCGUGUCGUUGAUAUACAGAAAGAGGAAGACUUCAAAUCCUCCAGCGGCUGCCAUUUCCCGUUAUGGAACACCUCCGGCAAACUGUUGCCUCCGUUUAAGGUCAGCAACUGCAACCUGAACCUCAUCUUCUACAACUGCACCAAGACGUUGGCGCAUCGGGACAGGGCGCUGGUGGAGAUGAGAUGCGUAGACGGGACCAACACGUUUGUUCGCGCCGGAGGGCGUUUCAAUGAGACGGGGAACUACGGCGACUACGCCUUGGAGGGCUGCAAUGCGACCGUCGUGCCGGUGAUGAGCUCGUCGGGCAAGGCGAACGCGAGCGACUACGAGCGGCUCAUCAGCGGUGGCUUCCUCUUGACAUGGGAAUGGGAUGAUCCGAAACCUCUCCCUGCACCUGUACCUCUCCCUACGCCUGUACUAACACGUAAGUUCACACGCCGACUCAUCUUUUAAUUAAGUUUGUAGCUAAGCUAAGACGUUCAGUGCCUGUUGUGUGCUACGUUCAAAAUCUUCGUCUGUGACAAACAUCAGUAGGUACGUACGUAGCCAUGUGCAUCUUUAGAAGUUCGUUAACAAGUUGAGCUGGGGUGUUCCCUAACUUCUCAGCACUGCCUAAUCUCAACUCUCAACUUCUUUCUGCCUAGUCAGAAAACUGAACUUCUGCCCAGUGAAAAAUAGGGCCUUUUUGAAAUUUGGCCUAAUGUGCAUGUAUUGAUUUUUCUGGGGCAAUCUUGGCCCCACUCACCGUGUUCUAGGCCGUUGUUAAGGGUCCAGCUACUCGCACAGCCCAAUAAUACAUGGAUAUUUUUUAUUUUCUCAAAAUUAUUUUCCGAAUUUCAAUUCAAAAAAUAUAUAUUGUCCAAAUUCUUUUGAAUUAUAUGGU
Hordeum vulgare subsp. vulgare (domesticated barley) is the source of this 1159-nucleotide messenger RNA. RefSeq lists its product as uncharacterized. Bases 1 to 729 code for a protein of 242 amino acids. NCBI's taxonomy places the organism in Eukaryota, Viridiplantae, Streptophyta, Magnoliopsida, Poales, Poaceae. Gene Ontology annotation, molecular function: polysaccharide binding. The record is from RefSeq and is a predicted model, not a curated record. The transcript has a single exon.